This is a messenger RNA of Prionailurus viverrinus (fishing cat), 4522 nucleotides long. It is a transcript of the gene SLITRK5, whose product is annotated as SLIT and NTRK like family member 5. NCBI's taxonomy places the organism in Eukaryota, Metazoa, Chordata, Mammalia, Carnivora, Felidae. The coding region runs from base 142 to 3018 and encodes 958 amino acids. Gene Ontology annotation, biological process: regulation of presynapse assembly; positive regulation of synapse assembly; axonogenesis. The transcript has 2 exons. Gene Ontology annotation, cellular component: membrane. The record is from RefSeq and is a predicted model, not a curated record. Gene Ontology annotation, molecular function: protein binding.
CCUGGCAUUUCCAGCGACGGUUUAAAAUAGCCCAAGUAUUGUGACUCCUUGCUUUUCUGUGAAAAUGGGAGACCUUCACGGUGAACUGUUAACUGAGGAGGUUCUGAAAGAAAGGCAGACGGGUUUGCUAUAGGAGGUAAAAUGCACACUUGCUGCCCCCCAGUAACUUUGGAACAGGACCUUCACAGAAAAAUGCAUAGCUGGAUGCUGCAGAGUCUAGCGUUUGCUCUAACAUCUCUCGUCCUUUCGUGUGCAGAAACCAUCGAUUAUUAUGGGGAAAUCUGUGACAAUGCAUGUCCUUGUGAGGAAAAGGACGGCAUUUUAACUGUGAGCUGUGAAAACCGGGGGAUCAUCAGCCUCUCUGAAAUUAGCCCUCCCCGUUUCCCAGUCUACCACCUCCUGUUGUCUGGAAACCUUUUGAACCGUCUCUAUCCCAAUGAGUUUGUCAAUUACACCGGGGCUUCAAUUUUGCAUCUGGGUAGCAACGUUAUCCAGGACAUUGAGACUGGGGCUUUCCACGGGCUGCGGGGUUUAAGGAGAUUGCAUCUGAACAAUAAUAAACUGGAACUUCUGCGAGAUGAUACCUUCCUCGGCCUGGAGAGCCUGGAGUACCUACAGGUCGAUUACAAUUACAUCAGUGUCAUUGAACCCAAUGCUUUUGGGAAACUGCAUUUAUUGCAGGUGCUUAUCCUCAAUGACAAUCUCUUGUCCAGUUUACCCAACAACCUCUUCCGUUUUGUGCCCUUAACGCACUUGGACCUGCGGGGGAACCGGCUGAAACUUCUGCCCUAUGUGGGGCUGUUGCAGCACAUGGAUAAAGUUGUGGAGUUACAGCUGGAAGAAAACCCCUGGAAUUGCUCCUGCGAGCUGAUCUCUCUCAAGGAUUGGUUGGACAGUAUCUCCUACUCGGCCCUGGUGGGGGAUGUGGUUUGUGAGACCCCCUUCCGCUUACACGGCCGGGAUUUGGACGAGGUGUCCAAGCAGGAACUUUGCCCAAGGAAACUUAUUUCAGAUUAUGAGAUGAGGCCACAGACGCCUUUGAGCACCACGGGGUAUCUACACACUACCCCAGCCUCGGUGAAUUCCGUGGCCACUUCUUCCUCAGCUGUUUACAAACCCCCCUUAAAGCCCCCUAAGGGGACCCGCCAACCCAACAAGCCCAGAGUGCGCCCCACCUCUCGGCAGCCCUCCAAGGACUUGGGCUACAGCAACUAUGGCCCCAGCAUCGCCUACCAGACCAAAUCUCCGGUGCCUUUGGAGUGUCCCACCGCGUGCACUUGCAACCUACAAAUCUCCGAUCUGGGCCUCAACGUCAACUGCCAGGAGCGCAAAAUCGAGAGCAUCGCGGAGCUGCAGCCCAAGCCCUACAACCCCAAGAAGAUGUAUCUGACGGAGAACUACAUUGCGGUUGUGCGCAGGAGCGACUUCCUGGAGGCUACGGGGCUGGACCUCCUACACCUGGGCAACAACCGAAUCUCCAUGAUCCAGGACCGCGCUUUCGGCGAUCUCACCAACCUGAGGCGCCUCUACCUAAAUGGCAACAGGAUUGAGAGGCUGAGCCCGGAGUUGUUCUAUGGCCUGCAAAGCCUGCAGUAUCUCUUCCUCCAGUACAAUCUCAUACGUGAGAUUCAGUCUGGGACUUUCGACCCGGUCCCAAACCUCCAGCUGCUAUUUCUGAAUAACAACCUCCUGCAGGCCAUGCCCUCAGGCGUCUUCUCAGGCCUGACCCUUCUCAGGCUGAACCUAAGGAGUAACCAUUUCACCUCCUUGCCCGUGAGUGGAGUUCUGGACCAACUCAAGUCACUCAUCCAAAUCGACCUGCAUGACAACCCUUGGGAUUGUACCUGCGACGUGGUGGGCAUGAAGCUGUGGGUCGAACAGCUCAAAGUGGGUGUCUUGGUGGAUGAGGUCAUCUGCAAGGCGCCCAAGAAGUUUGCGGAGACCGAUAUGCGCUCCAUUAAGUCGGAGCUGCUGUGUCCAGACUACUCUGACGUGGUGGUUUCCACGCCCACGCCCUCUUCCAUCCAGGUCCCGGCGAGGACCAGCGCGGUGACCCCCGCGGUCCGGUCGAACAGCACCGGGGCCCCCGCGGGCUUGGGCGCGGGGGGAGGUGCGUCGUCGGUGCCCCUGUCGGUGUUGAUUCUCAGCCUGCUGCUGGUUUUUAUCAUGUCCGUCUUCGUGGCCGCCGGGCUCUUCGUGCUGGUUAUGAAGCGCAGGAAGAAGAACCAGAGCGACCACACCAGCACCAACAACUCCGACGUGAGCUCCUUCAACAUGCAGUACAGCGUAUACGGCGGCGGCGGCGGCGCGGGAGGCCACCCGCACGCGCACGUGCACCACCGCGGGCCCGCGCUGCCCAAGGUGAAGACGCCCGCGGGCCACGUGUACGAGUACAUCCCCCAUCCACUGGGCCACAUGUGCAAAAACCCCAUCUACCGCUCCCGAGAGGGCAACUCCGUGGAGGAUUACAAAGACCUGCAUGAGCUCAAGGUCACCUACAGCAGCAACCACCACCUGCAGCAGCAGCCGCCGCCGCCGCCGCCGCCGCCGCAGCCGCAGCAGCAGCCCCCGCCGCCUCUGCAGCUGCAGCCGGGGGAGGAGGAGAGGCGGGAAAGCCACCACUUGCGGAGUCCCGCCUAUAGCGUCAGCACCAUCGAGCCCCGGGAGGACCUACUGUCGCCGGUGCAGGACGCCGACCGCUUUUACAGGGGCAUUUUAGAACCAGACAAACACUGCUCCACCACCCCCGCCGGCAACAGCCUCCCGGAAUAUCCCAAAUUCCCGUGCAGCCCCGCUGCUUACACUUUCUCCCCAAACUAUGACCUGAGACGCCCCCAUCAGUAUUUGCACCCGGGGGCAGGGGACAGCAGGCUGCGGGAACCGGUGCUCUACAGCCCCCCCAGUGCUGUCUUUGUAGAACCGAACCGGAACGAGUAUCUGGAGUUAAAAGCAAAACUAAACGUUGAGCCGGACUACCUCGAAGUGCUGGAAAAACAGACCACAUUUAGCCAGUUCUAAAAGCAGAGAAACUCCCUGGGAGCUUUUGCAUUUAAAACAAACAAGCAAGCCGACACACGCGGUGAACGCAUUUGAUUAAUUGUGUUGUUUCAACGUUUAGGGUGAAGUGCCUUGGCACGAGAUUCUCAGCUUGGGCGGAAGAUACUGAAAGGGUGUGCACUUUCCUUUUAAUUUUUACACGUGGGGGAAACAUUUGUGUAAACUGGGCACAUCGAUUUCUCUUCUCUUCUCUUCUUGUGGGGGAGGGGAGCAGAAGGGUUUACGGAGGGCCGUUUGCUGCGCAAGUGACUUGCUAAAGGUCGCGGUGGUUCUUGUGGUGGUUGGAAGUGCCAUUAAGAACGGUGGAAGAUGGCAGCGCAGAGAUUCUACUCUUCCUCUUUUGUUCCCUUUCCCUCCUCUUCUUCCCCGCGCCCCUUUAAGCCAUGGGUGGGUCUAAAUGGCUUUUGUGGAGAGAUUAGCACACCCCAACUUUAGUAGAAAGUUUGUUCUCUCUCUGUCCUUCCCCCUCCCCCUCCUCUCUCUUUCUCUGCCUCCCUGCCUUCCUCCCUCCUAUCUCAUUACUUUUCCUUUCUUUUUAAAGGAUGUGUUUGUAUGCAUUCUGGACAUUUGAAUUAAAAAACAAAAGUAUUGUGAUCUGGAAAAUGAUCACCAUAGAUGUGGACAAAUCAUUAAAAUUACAGAGCUAUAUGAUCCAUAAUUGAUUAGUCAAAAUAACUUAUUGAUGAAAUAUACAAAUAUUUUAUUGUAGCACCUAUUUUUAUAUACACAUUUAGCAUUUCUCUUUCCUUCACUAUUUAGCCUAUGAUUUUCACAGAGGUGUCGCACUAUAUUAGGACCUGCAUUUCCAAAACAGGAGUGAUAUCAGGAAGGCAUUUUAAAUCACUAAAAAUGUGGAGAACUUAAUGGGAAAAUCGUAAAGCCAAUGCAACCCACCCGAUUGGAUCUGUCAUUUAAAAAAAGAAAAAAAUAAUAACGGAUUGUAUCCCAAUGUAUAAAGGAAAAAAAAAAUUAGGGCAAUUAAUUGGGCCAUUUGAGUAAGAAUCGUGUGCAAGUUUCUGGUUUUAUUAGAGAAGAUUUAAAAGUAUUUUUAUUAGUCAACCAAAAUGAUGUAUUGAUUUGACUACUAUUGUAGCCGAUUUUUGAUUGUUUAACCAAACCCAGUUGCAUUUGUACAGAUCCACAUGUACUGGCACCUCAGAAGACCAAAUGAUGGACUGUACAAAUCUCUAUACGAUGUCUUUAUCCCUCUGGGCAGCAAGCAAUGAUGAUGACCACAAACAGGAUCUCUGUAAGAUGGGGCUACUGUUGUUACAGUCUCAUAUGUAUCCCAGCACAUGUAAUUUUUUAAAUAGUUUCUGAAUAAACACUUGAUAACUAUGUCAAAUAUGAGGGACUGAAGUAAUGAUUACUUGAGGUGCAAAAGACGUAGUUACGUGUGAUUGACUGAAUCUCCAUUAUUAACAAUUAGGGCAUAGUAGCUAACUUUUAUUCCUAAUAUGAAAAA